AUGGGGCGCUUCGUUCAGUUCCUUUGGUCCUCCUUGGCCUGCGGAGUGGCAUGCGUUGCUUCCGAAGACUGCGCAGGCGCGGAUUGCUCCGACGCUUCCGCGGUACUGCAGCACAAGACUAAGGCCAAGGGCCGAAGCACUCACUCUCACAGUGGGCGCGAGUGUUCCAAGCCUUAUCCCUUCAUCUGGGACAAUGACGCGAACUACGACGACACCUUGGCGCUCUUGUACCUUGCGCACAGUGAGAACCUCGAUUGGAAGGCGAUCACGAUCGAGUCGGAUGGGAUGGGAACCCCACAUGGAGGGCCCACGAACAUUGCAGCCGCGGCAAGCCUGGUUGGCUUGGGUGAUGUUCCCAUUGCCAUGGGGGGCCUCUCGAGCUUGAGCCCGAUUGCCACUAUGCCUUUGCAGUGGCGUCUUGAGACCGAUGAGUUCUUUGAGCGGAUGUUUAGAGGCGGGAUCUUGGAUGAGACCGACAGUGCAAUCGUGGACUUGACUGCGGCACAGCUGAUCGUGAAGAUCUUGACGGAGUCCGCCUGCCCCGUGGUCAUUCUAACCACAGGCCCAGCAACCAAUGUGGCAGAAGCACUGGACAUGGAUCCAUCGAUUGCAGGGAACAUCCACGGGAUCUACAUGAUGGGUUCUGCCUACGGCGUUCCAGGCACCAACAAUGUCUACGAUUGGCAAAUGACAUACAACGGUGUGAAGGGCUCCUGCACCGAAGACGGGGGCCAGACCUACACCGGCCUGUCGCCUCCACUUAACAGGAGCGGAGUGGUAAGCGCGAUUCGUCCAGAAUGCCGAGGAGUUGACAUGACUGCACACGGCGACACAGAGUGGAACGUCUUCAUGGACGUACGUGCAUGGCACAUGGUCUACGGCUUUCUGAAAGACUUGCCUGCGGAUCACGUCUAUGUCUUGGCUGCAAAUGCUACGCUGAACAUGCCGGUGACACUCGAAGAAAUGGAGGAGUAUGCAGCUAGGCGGAGCAUGCAAGCUAAAUGCAAGCUAAGAGUACUCAGAGUUGUUUUGCACGUUGCUAUCCAGUUUCAACGUCAGGCAGCAACGCUGGCGGAUCCAGGCCUCAGGAUCUUUGUCACCGAGCUGGCCAAGGCCUUCCUCGCAGCCGGAGAAGCCAAGUGGUGGGAUGCUCAGUGUGCGGUGGUGAUGGACCAAGUCUUGUCAGGGCUGAAGCAAGGUGUGUGCUCCAACUGGUUCGAGGACAAGUUGACCAGUGUAUCCCUCGUGUGGAGAUCCAAUCUUACUGAUGGUGAGCUGAACCCUUAUGGUAGCGUCUAUGACGACGCAGACGCACACGCUCCCCCGAUCGACUACUGCUUAGAUGGUAACGUAACCCAGAUGUGGGAGGUCUACUGGCCCAUGGUCAACCAGACCGGCUAG
Molecule: messenger RNA, 1401 nt
Organism: Symbiodinium natans
Lineage: Eukaryota; Dinophyceae; Suessiales; Symbiodiniaceae
Source: the annotation of a GenBank genome assembly